Messenger RNA from Dermatophagoides pteronyssinus (European house dust mite), 1644 nucleotides. Its product is annotated as putative glutamate receptor. Lineage: Eukaryota; Metazoa; Arthropoda; Arachnida; Sarcoptiformes; Pyroglyphidae. Gene Ontology annotation, cellular component: membrane. Gene Ontology annotation, molecular function: ligand-gated monoatomic ion channel activity. The record is from RefSeq and is a predicted model, not a curated record.
GGAAAAAGAAAAUGACACACCAAAAAAUGAUAAUAAAGACCAAACAAAUGUACAAACUAUUUCGACUAUAUUUGGUUGAAGAAUGCAAUAAUAAUAAUAAUGGUCCUUAGGAAAACCCAACACACAAUAAUCAUGUCGUCGAUAAGUGAUCAUCAGCAUCGAAUGAUCAAAUUGAUCAUCAUCACAAUGCUCGGUAUUAUCGUUAAUCAACAACAAUUUAUCGUGGAUGCAAAACCAAAUUUUCCCCUAUUAAGAGGUGUAACAUUUCGGAAUUGGCCAUAUGCUGAUCGUAUUAAUGAUCGUUAUGAAGGUUUUAUUGUUGAUUUAAUGAAUUUAAUAUCGAAAAAAAUUGGCUUCGAAUAUCGUUUAUAUUUUUCACCCGAUGGUAAAUAUGGUACCGAAUAUAAUGGUAAUAAUAUUAAUGGAAUGAUUGGUGAAGUUUUUCGUAAUAGAGCGGAUUUUGCUAUUGCCGAUCUAACUGUAACUGAUGUACGUAAACGUUAUGUUGAUUUUACUGAUUCAUUUUUGGAAAAUCAAUUGGCCGCAAUUAUUCGACGUGAUGAUGCUGUUGGAUUACGUACAUUAGAAGAUUUAGUUCAAUUAAAUGAAAUUAAUCAUAAUAGACAAGAUUUACCAACAAAUGAAAGAAAUGAUCUACUUACAUAUGGUACAUAUAAAACUGGUGCUACAUAUUUUCAUCUAUCAAAACAUCGAGAUCCAAUUGCCCGAAAAAUAUUCGAAUGGAUGUUUCGUAAUCCGGAUGCAUUAGUUCGUUCAGCUAAAGAAGGUUUUGAACGUGUUAAUGCUGGUCGUUAUGCAUUUAUUGUUGAAUCAACAUUUGCUGAAUAUUUAACCGGGAUUUAUUGUAAUUUAACAAUGUUAUAUGAUACACGUUCAUUGUAUCCACGUCGGUUUGCUAUUGCAUUGCCGAAAGGUUCACCUUAUAUUCAAUCAUUUAAUAAAGUUAUUCGUGAAUUAAAAGCAACUGGUGCUAUUGAACGAUUACGACAACAAUAUUGGAUUAAUCGUUGUCGACAUUAUGAUCAGAAUAAUAAAGAUGAAUCAAUGACAUCUUCAACUAUUUUACCACCAUCAUCAUCAACACCAUCUUUGCCAUCGCCAUCAGCUAUACCAUUGAAUUUAACUGCCGAUCAACAUCAUCAAUAUCAUAAAAUGGAUGAUCAAUUUAAAUUAUCAUCAUCAUCGAAUAAUGGUGGUGGCAUUAGUAAUGGUAAUCAACAACAACAACAGCCAAAUGAGAAUAAAAAUCAGGCAAAAAUUGAAUGGUCAAGUCAUAAUCGUCAUUAUCAUCCAUUAAUUAUUGAUCGAAAUAACAAUAAUAAUAAUAAUAAUCAUCGUAAUCCAAUUCAUCAUCAACAUCAUCGUAUGAAUGUUCCAUCACAACAACCAUUACCAUCAUCACAUCAUCCUCAUCAUCAUUAUCCGAUUAUAAUAAAUAAUAAUAAUAAUCGUAAAGUGGCAACAGAUUAUAGUAAUAGUGACCUAGAUGAUGAUGGUGAUAGUGGUCAAUAUUAUUCAAUGAUAAAAAGAUCAAAUAAUUCAUCAUCAUCAAUUAGGCCAUUAUCAUCAUCAAUAUUAUGGUGGUUGUUGUUUUUAUUAUCCAUCACGACAACAAUCGGAUAA